AUGUCAUCUAAGCUGCAAGAUGAUGUUGGUGAAUAUUUACUUAAUUAUGGAGUUCACACAAGACAAAAUAAACCUUUAUAUCAAAUUUCCGAAGCCAGUCAUAUAUGUAGCCUUCUUUCUUGUCUUAUCGAUACGGAACAAACCAAUUUUAACAUUUGCCCGAGGCGCCGAAAAAAUUAUGGACUUGCCUGGUUUAUACCAAAUCACUGCUCACAUGAAGAACAACAGCAAAGUGCUAAACUAAGGUCAGCAGUUGCUGGACUCACAGCAAAAAUUGCGAACACAAUAGCUCCCGGACAAGCUGAUAUGUUAGUGAAUUUAGCUGGUUUAAAUACAGCUCUCUGUGAAAAUCCAUCUCCAACAACAACUUCUUCCGGUGUACGUUUGUUGGCUAUAACUCCAGACAGCUGGAGUUUAACUUCUGAUGAAAUAAUCGAAAAAUUUGGAUACAUAGCACAUGCUAUAAAAGAAUCAGAAUGGUUAAAAUUUGCCGAUACCCCUUUUACAUCCCGAAGAGAAACAGCCGAUGAAUCAAGUGACAGUGACAUGGAUGAAAAAGAUCUGAUUGCAAUAAAACAAGCUAAACAUGCCGGAAUCAAUUUGUUAACUUUGUUAUGUAUCUCUGGAGAAGAUCCAAAGACUAGUAACGAAGCUUAUAAAAUAAGUGAGUUUAUAAAACUGAACGCAUUAUUGGGCAAAAAAGGGGCUUUCAAAGAUUUGGUUGAUUAUUGGGAUGUUGCCACUUAUUUUGAAUUACAUGUUGUUCAACGAGAGUGGGUUAAAGCAAAUCAAGCAGCAUUACACAUGUAUUUAUUAAAUCCACCUAUUUGGUAUAUGAAAUCAACAUUCUUUAAUCUAAAAUUACUACAUGAUGCAAUAAUAGUCAGAGAUAAACAGUCAAAACCACAAAAUAAAAUAAAUGAUAACAUGAAAUCUCAACCGGACUCUCCUCAAACAACAGAUACAACUAGUUCUAGUGAAGCUACUGAGGAAUCAUUUAGUUUUUGGAUCGAAUUUUUUGAAGACGCAGUUUCAUCUGUUCAAUCAACGCCAAAUGAUUUACCGUCUAGUAUACCAAUUCUUGUGUGUGAUAAUUAUGAGAAAAAAAGUGGCGUUCUACAAACACACGUCUUUCUUGAAGCUUAUUUGCAGUUGAAUUUUCAAACAGAUCCAGAGACACUUGUUAUUCGUAUACUUGAUAAAUCGAACAAUGGACAAGCAAUAUCAGAAAUACCAGAAGCUAAAAAUCGUAUUAAAGUAAUUGAUAUGCAAUCAAUACGUUCGAUAAUAAAUGUAAAACGUGAUGCACGUUCAGUGUUUCUUUAUGCAUAUGAGAAUGCGGAACCAUUUUCUUUACUUGAAUUACAAAUUUAUUUCUCAUCAGUUGACCGACGUAUGGCAUUCAACGAAAAAAUGGGAAAAUCUCCACCAGAAACAGAUGAUACUGAGACAAAGCAGGAACUGCAUUUAGAAUUUGAAAAAGAUCAAUAUGGAAAUAGAAUAUCUUUGGGUCAAGGCACAUAUGGUCGUGUGUUUAAAGCAGAAGAUACAGACUCAUUGAUGAAAUAUGCGGUUAAAGAAAUAUCAAUGAGAUAUCCAGGUUAUGUCGAUGUAUUACAAAACGAAAUUAAAAUUUUAUCGUCAUUAAAACAUCGUCAUAUUGUUUCGUAUUAUGGGACAAAUAUUGAUCGUACAAAAAAACCACCUUGUUUUCAAAUUAUUAUGGAAUAUGUUGAUGGUGGUAGUUUAACAAAAUUAAUCUCAAAAUUCGGUCAUUUUAAUGAAAAAACAAUUCGAAAUUAUACUCAUCAAAUAUUGGAGGGUUUGAUGUAUUUGCAUGAAAAUCGAAUAUUACAUAGAGAUAUUAAGGGAGCAAAUAUGUUGGUUAAUUCAAGAGGAGAAUUAAAAAUAGCCGAUUUUGGAACUUCAAAACGUUUAGCCGGUCUACAUCUGGCGAACGAAGAUAGUGUGGGAACUUUGAAUUACAUGUCACCGGAUGUUGUAUGCGUAGCUCCGAAAGGCUAUGGACCUGAAGUCGAUAUUUGGUCCGUUGGCUGUACUGUUAUCGAAAUGGCAACAGGGAAAAUUCCAUUUCAUAAAGUUGCAAAUAGUUGUGUUUUAAUGUUAAAAUUGGGCACAGAAAAACAACCACCAGAAAUUCCAUCCCACUUAUCUAAUGAAGCAAAAGAUUUUUUGAAUAAAUGCUUUGAGCAAAAUCCCGCAAAACGUUCUAGUGCCAAAGAAUUAUUAAAACAUCCCUUUGUCAGAUAUAAAGGACGAACUUUAAAUGUGGGAGGUACGGUUUUGUGCGAUUUAUCAUACAUCAAAAAGGAAAAUAUAUUUUACAUUUCAGAGAAAAGUCAAAUCAUCGAUUCAAAUAGUAUGGCAAACGACAGUUUUGACUUAGGCGGAUUUGACUAUCAUCCAGAAUAUUAUCAUUCAGUUAGUGAUAGUGAUAUAUUUUCUAUAAGUCCUGAUAGAAGUUUAGCAUCAGCCAUAUCGGUUGAAGAAAACCGAAGACAAGAAUUAGUUGAAUAUUUAGAAAGUCAAAAAGAUACGUUACUUGAUCAAUGGAUGUCGCUUAUUGAAGAAAAAAGUGACCCAGAAGAAGGAAUUCAAAUCGAUACACUUCAUAUUUUAUUACCUGCAAUAAUUGAAUAUCUAGAUAAAUUAAUUGAAAAACCAUUGCAAUUAGCAAUAAAUACAAUUUUCGAGAGUACACAGAUGGAUAGUGAUCGACGAGCAGAUUUAGAAAGAGCAUGUUAUUGUUUUAUUAAAGCGGUAAAUUCUGUUUUAUUAAAUGCAAAUUUAGUUCCUCAUGUUUUGUUUGCACUCGAUAAUCUUGUCCGACGUGCAGUUGAAGUCAUGGUUGGUUACAUUCGACCAGGAGAUGCAAUGUUAUCAAGACGUACAUCAUCAUUUUCACAUCUUGAAGUGAAUGAUGAAUUAGAACGAUUGAAAUUUUCAUACAUAAAAGAAGUUGAAACGAGUAAAAAACUUUUACAAGAAUUAAUUGACCUCGAGUGUCGAAAUAAUGCUAAAUUAAGUGAUAUGUUGAAAGUGCAAGAUCAAAACAAAUCUGUUCAUUUAUUUCGACCGUAUGAACCGCCUCAAGAAUCUACAAAAGACUCUGGAUAUGGUGGUCAUAAUUUCGUGUUUCAUUUAAAUGAUGAUCCACCUACUAUAGCAUCUUCGUUCAGUGACGAUGAAACAAUACGAACAGAACGUGUUCAACUAUUGUAUGCUUUACAACGUGAACAUGAUGAAUUGUUACAUGGAAUGAUUGAUAAUCGUAAACGAUUAGAAGAACUUCUCAAAGCAACAAAUUCUCAGAUAUUCGUCGAACAAAAUUCAUUAAUAAAAGAUACGUGA
This is a messenger RNA of Didymodactylos carnosus, 3372 nucleotides long. The record is from the annotation of a GenBank genome assembly. NCBI's taxonomy places the organism in Eukaryota, Metazoa, Rotifera, Eurotatoria, Philodinida, Philodinidae.